AUGAGAUCUGCUGUCGCUCAAUUGCGCACAGUAAGAAGUCUCUCCCUUUGCCACAAGAGGACUGUCUUCCGGUACAACAAUUUGAGGCGCUGUCCCAGCUCACGCGGGUUUCGUUCCUCUACGCAUACAGCGUCCGAUGUUCUUGAUCCACGUUUGGAAGACCUGGGCAAAGUCAUCAGAGAUGAGUAUGCUGCUAUCAGAGAUCAAUAUGAUGCCCCGAAGCACCCUGUCGUGCUUGCGCAUGGGCUUCUCGGCUUUGACACGCUUCGCCUUGCCGGCCCUUAUCUCCCCGGUGUUCAAUACUGGCGUGGGAUCGAGGAUGCACUAUCGAUGAAGGGGGUACAGGUCAUCACUGCAACAGUACCUCCAUCGGCGUCCAUUGAAAUGCGCGCCGAAGAAUUGGCAAAAGACAUCGUCGCCGGAGCACGUGGCAAGGAAGUGAAUAUCAUCGCAGGCCUUGAUUCACGAUAUAUGAUUACACAUCUCAGACCAACGGAUUUCAAAGUCAAAUCCUUGACCACUAUAGCCACGCCCCAUAGAGGCUCUGCAGUCGCAGACUAUGUGCUCAAGCAGAUUGGCGAUGACCGCUUGGCUCAGUUGUACUAUGCGCUUGAGAGACUAGGAAUAGAUACAGGGGCAUUCGCUCAACUGACCCGCGACUACAUGCAAAACACCUUCAAUCCUACUACUCCAGAUGUGGAGGAUGUUCGGUAUUUCUCCUAUGGAGCAUCGAUGCAGCCAAGCUUCUGGUCUGUCUUCCGCCUAUCGCAUCGCCUCUUACAGCAGGUCGAAGGGUACAAUGACGGACUUGUCAGCGUUGCGAGCAGCAAGUGGGGAGGAGAAGGGGGCUACAAGGGCACCCUCGAAGGGGUGAGCCACCUGGACCUGAUAAACUGGACCAACCGAUUAAAAUGGCUGGCCGGUGAAAUAACGGGCAACAGGUUAAGAUUCAACGCAAUUGCGUUUUACCUUGAUAUUGCAGACAUGCUUGCGAAGGAGGGUCUCUGA
Molecule: messenger RNA, 1008 nt
Organism: Aspergillus aculeatinus CBS 121060
Lineage: Eukaryota; Fungi; Ascomycota; Eurotiomycetes; Eurotiales; Aspergillaceae
Product: triglyceride lipase
Exons: 8
Coding region: 1-1008 (335 amino acids)
Molecular function (GO): triacylglycerol lipase activity
Source: RefSeq, a predicted model, not a curated record